Messenger RNA from Clarias gariepinus (North African catfish), 2610 nucleotides. It is a transcript of the gene inhbab, whose product is annotated as inhibin subunit beta Ab. Gene Ontology annotation, molecular function: cytokine activity; growth factor activity. The coding region runs from base 245 to 1483 and encodes 412 amino acids. The transcript is spliced from 2 exons. Lineage: Eukaryota; Metazoa; Chordata; Actinopteri; Siluriformes; Clariidae. Gene Ontology annotation, cellular component: extracellular region. Gene Ontology annotation, biological process: BMP signaling pathway; SMAD protein signal transduction. The record is from RefSeq and is a predicted model, not a curated record.
AGAGCUCUCUGUCAUCUCGGGUCUCUCUAAGCUCAUCAGGACCGACCCAUACCCAGGACGAGGACUAAAUCCACAGGGUUGGAAACUCCAGGACCUUGACGACAGCUUACUGUUUUCCAGCAUGUUCACACCUUUCAGAUCAGGAUUAUUUUAGCUUUCAUUCCACGCUCACUUAUUUUUCCUGAGGGUGGCCGGGCGGCCCACUCUAGCUGGCAUCAGAUCGUGAGACGCGGCGGUGCCCACAAUGCCCUCACUCGCCUUGCUGAUGGCUCUGGCACUGCUCCUCUCCGGCUGCCUGUCCGGACGCUGUUCUCCAACGCCCUCGGGCAUGCAAGGCACGACUCCUCUAGAGAGCGAGAGACAGGCAGGGUCUCGGGGGGCUGAGCAGCAGGAGGAGGGUGCUGUGGUGAGUCCGUGUCCAUCCUGUGCCCUCAGCCAGCUAAACAGGGAUUCAGAGCCUGGCAUGGUUGAGGCGGUGAAGAGGCACAUCCUGAACAUGCUGCACCUGAGCGCACCGCCCAACAUUAGCCAUCCGGUGCCCCGCGCCGCCCUGCUUAACGCCCUGCGUAAGCUGCACGUGGGACGUGUUGCACAGGAUGGCACAGUGGAGAUCGAGGAUGAAGCAGAGGAGUUUGGAGGACAUGGAGAUGAGCAGCCAUCUGAAAUCAUUACCUUCGCAGAGCCUGUUGAUGCUCCCGACAUGGUGAAGUUCGACAUCUCUAAGGAGAGUGCCGCAGAGUCCGUGGUGGAGCAGGCCAAUUUGUGGAUCUUCCUUAAACUGGCAAAGGGAACCCACACGAAGGGUAAAGUUUCCCUACAACUCCUGCAGACCCUGAGUGUCAGCACAGAGUCCAAUCCAGGCCCCCAUGAUGAGGUGUUGGUGUCCCAGAAGAUGGUGGAUGCUCGGCGUAGUGGUUGGCACACCUUGUCCGUUGGAGGCAGUGUGCAGGCCCUGCUGGACAGGGGUGGUGGAGAGCUGCGGCUUCGUGUGUCAUGCCCGCUGUGCUCUGAGGUGGGUGCAGUGCCAGUCCUCGGUGAGGGAAAAGGCAAGGAGCACUCGCAAUCACACCGGCCUUUCCUGAUGCUGGUGCUACGUCCAGCUGAGGAGCGGCAACACCGACGAAGCAAACGUGGUCUUGAGUGCGAAGCAAACAUGCGUGCGUGCUGCAAGCGCCACUUCUACGUCAACUUCAGGGACAUCGGCUGGAAUGACUGGAUCAUCGCGCCAUCAGGUUACCAUGCCAACUACUGUGAGGGUGAGUGCCCAGGCCACGCUGCUAACAUGGCGAGUUCGGCGCUUUCCUUCCACUCCACCGUCAUCAACCACUACCGCAUGCGCGGUUACAGCCCAUUUGUAGGCAUCCGGUCAUGCUGCGUUCCCACCCGCCUCCGUGCCAUGUCCAUGCUUUAUUACAACGAAGAGCAAAAGAUCAUCAAGAAGGACAUCCAGAACAUGAUCGUAGAAGAAUGUGGCUGUUCAUAAAAAUGAAUACAAAAUAAAAAAAAAACUCAACCACAAACAUUGUGGAACUGUUUUAAAACUGCUUAGCCAAGGUCAAAGCACAUGAUUGGUGGAUUAGCAGCCUAGGCUGGCCCACAAACAUUUCUCGAACUGUCAUUGUUUUUGACUUGAACAUGCUCUGUUCACGAACUGUUCUAUUCAGGACUCUUGAUUUGAGUGAUCUCUGUGGCACUUUCAUAUAAAUGUAUAAAAAAAAAGAAAGAGGCGUAAUAUAUUUUUGUUAUUUGAAGGGAAAGCGGAAAUAUGAGGGAACAGGUGCAUGGUCAGGAUGAAAUGUUGUUUCCGUGUUCUCUGCGCUGCAAUAAAAAGAAGAAUCUCGGAAUAUGAAUCCGAGAAAAAAAAAAAAACGAACUAUGCAACUGGUGUUAUUGGAUGUUCAUUUUGUCAAUUCAUGUUUUUAUGUGUUCUUUUGUCAACCCUUUUCCAACAACAACAAAAAAAAAUAGUUGGUUGUAUUUCUUUUUUUUUUUUGUCUGGGGAAAAAGAUACUUGAAGAAGAAUAGUUGGGCCAGCUACUGGAGCCAAACUAUUAUUAUUUUCUUAUUAUUAUUACCUAUAAAUUAUGAAUGUUGAUAAAAAGUGAUCAGGAUUUGCACUAAACCAACAUUCCUAUAUCAGCCACACAAGAAUAUAAUGUACAUUUGGAACUUUAUACAUAGUAUACCAAAGAUCCAACAUUUUAAUAGCUUUCAGAACAAUUCCGCAUAACGUCUAGCUCAACUGUGGUAUUCGCCCAGUUAGCACCAAUACACAGCCAACUAAACAUAUCAUCUAAUCCAGUCUGAUGUUUAAUCCAAUUUUAAUUUUUUCUCAAUAUUUCAUAAAUGUACAAGUUUCAUGCAAUGUUAUGGUCCAGGCGUUUAAAGCCAUGAUCUUACAGCCUUCAUAGAAACCCUUCAUUACACCAUGCACCAAGAUAAAAGAUGAACAUUUUGUGAAAGAAAACGACUGACAAAACAAACCAAGUUAUGUUGAAGGAAGCUUUUUGGAUUCUGAACAUGGUGACUUUUUAUGUAUAGAUCUCUAAGAUGAGGUGACAUGAUGCAUUGUUGUACAAAAUGUGCUUGUUAUGUUUUAUAUCUAAUUUA